Molecule: messenger RNA, 2262 nt
Organism: Colletotrichum navitas
Lineage: Eukaryota; Fungi; Ascomycota; Sordariomycetes; Glomerellales; Glomerellaceae
Exons: 3
Coding region: 1-2262 (753 amino acids)
Source: RefSeq, a predicted model, not a curated record
AUGUCUCUUAAUUAUAAAUACGUCCACUCUGCAACGCUACCUGACAAUUUCGGCAAUAAGCCGUUCGCUCCACCGCCUGAGAAGUCCAGCUCCGAACAUUCAAAGACGCCAGACGACAGCGGCGUUAAGCAAGCCAGCGAGUUAUGGAAACAGAAAGACAGCAAAAAGACGGAAGACGACAACAAAAUCAAAGGGUCGGAAGAGCAACAGAAUCAGAAAACAGAAGAAGAACAGAAGAAGGAAAAGAUAGAGGAGGAGGCGAAGAAUAACAAGAAAAAAGAAAAAGAGGAGGAAGAGAGGAAACAGAAAGAACAGGAGGCGGAGGCUGCUAGAUCGAAUUAUGAGCAACAGUUGCGAGAUCAUUUCGCAAGGGAGUACGAGGCGGCCAAGAAGCUUCCAGGAAGCGACGCAAUCUAUGGAAACACACUCGACACUUUGAGUCGACAAGAUAUUCAUCUCAGCAAACAUGCGGAACGUCUCAGGCCGUCUUCUGCACAAGAACAGCCCUACUACGCAAACCACCGACCAGUUCAUUUCGAUCCGUACCCGAACUACAAUAGUGACGAGUGGAACAAGACACAUCGCGCACCAUAUGUGCCUUGUAUUGGCGCGCUUGGCGAACCAGUGGAAGAUCUUUUGGUCUUCAAGGGCCUCCCACGCGACUUUCCCAUGCCGAGUAUGGGCGGGUUUGAUAUCCUGGAUAUGGACGGCGACAUCUGUUACGAACGCGACACGAGGCUGGGUCCGUACGGCUUGACCCCCCAGCUGCACAGCAAGACUGGUCUUCCCAUCGAGUGGAGCAACAUUAAAUGGGGUGACUUGCAAAAGAAAUGCUUGGAACAGAAUGCCGCCCGGUUCGGGGGUGGUAAGUCCAACAGAUACCUCAUGACUGCCUUUCCAGACAUUGCGGAAAAGUACGCAAAGGAAACCGAGAUAUCCAAAAGGCGAGACUCAGGUCUCGGACUUGAGGACGAAGUCAGCAGCGAGCUCAACACUGGGGAUACCACUGCGCACGAGGCUCGCACUGCGGUUCUGCUGAGGACCUAUACCGGCAAGAAAUAUACAGAAAACGAUAAGCAGGUCAUUAGAUCCUUGAUCUCUGAGCUUUCGCUUCGGUCCGGCGGAGAGUAUGAGGUGUUUCUACUCUUACACGUUCGUGAUGACUCAGUCAAUAUUUUGGAUGCCAAAGAGCGCCAAAACAUUCUGGAUACGCACAUCCCGAAGGAAUUCCACGACAUUACCAAACCCUGGAACGAUCAAGCCGUCUGGGACGUCUAUACGGCCCUUACAGAUGCUGAAGAGAAGACGGUUCAUCAUGCUCAGUGGCUUUCCGUUCAGAAGUUCAGUAUCGAUCACCCAGAAUUCGAUUACAUUUGGAACUGGGAAAUGGACGUCAGAGUUGUCGGCCAUAGCUACGAUUUCGUAAGGCGCCUGGAAGAAUUCUCCAAGAAACAGCCUCGAAGAGGCUUGUGGGAGCGCAACGAGCGCUACUAUAUUCCUGCCUUUCAUGGGGGGUACGAGACUGACUUCCGUAUGCGUAUCGAACAAGAAACGCGCGGCAGGAGUCAGAUCUGGGGCCCGCCCAAAGUAUCCUUCAUCCAUCCUGUAGGCCCUAAGCCGCCAGUCUCAAAUCCUGAAGAUGACCCGUACCAGUGGGGGGUCGGGGAGGACGCCGACCUCAUCACCCUGGGCCCUAUAUUCGACCCGGUCAACAGUAGCUGGAUUUUCAGAGAUAAAAUCUGGGGUUACAAGGAUGACGAAAAUCCCGAUCACACGACCCUUCCGAGGCGAACUACCAUUAUUACCCAAUGCCGUAUUUCUAAACGUCUUCUGGAUAUCAUGCAUGUCGAAAACCUGCGCGGUAACCAUAUUGCCUCGGAGAUGACGCCCCAAACGGUUGCUCUCUUGCACGGAUUCAAGGCUGUUUUUGCACCUCACCCUACCUGGUUUGACCGUGCUUGGAAUGGUGCCUUUUUGGAUAAGUGGUUUAAUUCUGGAGACAAGGGCAGCGGGGGCGAGGGCAGUCCUUUCGGCUACGGGAGAGAGCGAAGGUACCAAGGAACUACGUGGUACUAUCGUGCUGAGCCUCCCUCGAGGCUGUAUAACAAUUGGAUGGGAUACAUUGACACGGAAAUUGGUGGGAGGCUAUGGGAGGUUGAGCACGGGCGGCCUUGUUUGCCACCGAUGACCCUUCACCCUGUCAAAGCGGUUGAGCCUACGGAACCUGGCUUUGUAACCCGGUUCGAGCUUAAUUACGGCUAA